AUGGUAGUGAAUACCACAAGCCCACCGCCUCCAAGACGGACGCCACUCCUCCAAUCCACGCCUGACCCUGGCCCCGUCCUUUCACCUCAGGGGCUGGGGUCAACGGCGAUCCUCUCCACCAAGCCGGCCCCACCAUGGGUCAAACAUUUCUGGGUGGAGGGUGUACACAACUCCAGAGAGCGAGCGCAUGACGGGCAUCCAAACGAUGCCGCCGGCCGCCAUAAACCAUGGCGGACUGCCAAUCUCGGGUCGAGUGCACUCCAGCAACCGGUUUGGCCUCCGUCCGCCGCAGUUUGGUCAGAGCGUAUCCAACACUUUCUGCCUCUCCUGGACCUUCCCGCCGUGAAUGUCCGUCUGAUCGUUCCCCCAAACGCUGGCCAGAGCGUAUCCAACACAGUGUUGGACCUUUGGAUCCAUCCGAUCCCCCAGAAACGCCUGCCAUCGAUCGCCGAAGUGCUCCAGCGCCUGCCGGAGCUGGCCAGUGAUGACUCUUGCACUCAAGCCCGCUUGCCCGUGGCCUGGCGCGGCUCGCGAGCCUUGCUCGCGAAUACCAUGAAGAGAACCAAACAUGUCUGUCGAACUGCACCACACCCGUGGCCUGGCCCUUGA
Diplodia corticola is the source of this 609-nucleotide messenger RNA. RefSeq lists its product as uncharacterized. Bases 1 to 609 code for a protein of 202 amino acids. The record is from RefSeq and is a predicted model, not a curated record. NCBI's taxonomy places the organism in Eukaryota, Fungi, Ascomycota, Dothideomycetes, Botryosphaeriales, Botryosphaeriaceae. The transcript is spliced from 4 exons.